AUGCGCGUGCUCCGAACUCUUGCUGCCUUUUCCCUGCUGGGGCGCUUUGCUGGUGGUGAAAACUGCGGAGAAGAGGGAGAAGACUGGUGCGCUUUGGAGAACGCACAGGAGACCGUCGCAGCCGCUCGCCAGCCGCAGACCGGUCGAAGAAUCGCACCGACCCACACCCCGCUUCCCUUGAUCGAGGCGGCAUUGAAGAACACGCACCACGAUCCGGAGGAGCUGAGCAUUUUGCAGAAGAAAUCCAAGAAGGAAUGGCAGGUGCUGCACCUGGAGCGUUUCGAGGGACGAGAAGUGGCCGCCGAGACCUGCGAACUUCAGAAGUCCAAGUGCAAGUUGCGCUCCUUGGAGUCGACGACGCUGAUCCAGCCAGGGGGAAAGACCACCUGUAUGCAUCCGCAGGAGGGUGCCUAUGAGUUUGUAGUGAGAAAAGGGGAUCCUGAGAAGCUUGUUUUCUUCCUUCAAGGCGGCGGCGCCUGUUGGGAUCCCAUCAGCUAUGAGCGGAGGGUCUGCACGAUGGACAUCAGCUAUUCGAAGAAAGUUUCGGGUCUGCUGCAUAACCGUGGGAUCUUCAACUCUGACGACAGCCAGAACCCCUUCCGCACUUGGACCAUGGUGGAAGUCCUCUACUGCUCUGGCGAUUUGCACGUGGGUGAUGUGGUGGGUGCUGUGCCACAGCGGGGCUACCAGAACACUCAAGCUGCACUCGACUGGGUGGCUAGCAACGUGGGGUCGUUGCACUCCUUACUCAUCAUGGGCUCCUCAGCAGGUGCCCUGGGUGCGCAGUUUUGGUCGCAACGGAUCCUGGAGGCCCUUCCGCAUCACCAUGCGAUGGUCCUGGCCGACUCCUAUGCGGGCUACUUCCCCGAGAAGACCGAAGGGCCCAUCCUUCAGGGAUGGCAGAGUUGCACGGUGCCUGUUUUCACACCAAAGAUUCAGGACGCCUGCGUGCUGGGCAGCAUUACCGUGCCCAUGGUGGUGACCUCAACGAUGGCAGCCAAUACCAAGGUGAUCUAUGGUCAAAUCGAAAGCAAGGAAGACAAGGAGCAGCGGAAGUUCUUCGACCUAGUCGCAAUAACUUUCCAGAAGGCCAUUCCUCCACUGGACGGGGACACCUUCUAUGCUGCUACGAACCUGAUUUUCGAGGAGUACAACAAGUACCCUAACUACAUCAGCUUCCUCGUGGAUGGUGAGCACCAUACCUUCGGCAGCUCGUGGAGUACUGCGGGCACCAAUGGCCCAAGGGAAGGCUCACCAGAAGGGGUGCCCAGCUUGCAGGAGUGGGUGACAGAGCCGUGGACCAAGUCCAAGAAGAAGAAAGAUGACUGUGUGAGCUCACAAUGCAAGGGGACAGAGGUGGACCUCGUCACCUUGGCCACGCAGUGUGGAGAGAAGCUUUUGAAGGAGAUCUGCUGA
Messenger RNA from Durusdinium trenchii, 1416 nucleotides. NCBI's taxonomy places the organism in Eukaryota, Dinophyceae, Suessiales, Symbiodiniaceae. The record is from the annotation of a GenBank genome assembly.